Messenger RNA from Phycomyces blakesleeanus NRRL 1555(-), 756 nucleotides. RefSeq lists its product as hypothetical. The coding region runs from base 1 to 756 and encodes 251 amino acids. NCBI's taxonomy places the organism in Eukaryota, Fungi, Mucoromycota, Mucoromycetes, Mucorales, Phycomycetaceae. The transcript has 5 exons. The record is from RefSeq and is a predicted model, not a curated record. Gene Ontology annotation, molecular function: hydroxyacylglutathione hydrolase activity.
AUGAAGAUUAUUCCCAUUGGCGUCCUUGAAAACAACUAUUCUUACAUUCUUAUCGAUGAGAAGACAAAGGAAGCAGCUGUAAUUGAUCCCGUAGAACCUAUCAAGAUUCUCAAUGUCAUUAGUCAAACAGGGGCAAAACUAUCAAGUGUAUUUGUAACCCAUCAUCAUUGGGAUCAUUCAGGAGGAAACAUCGAGCUUGUAGCCAAAAAGCCUGGACUGGCAGUGUACGGAGCCGAUGCAAGAAUUCCAGAAAUCAACUAUGUUUGCAAAGACCACGAAGAAUUCAAACUCGGAUCACUUGACAUAACACCUUUACACACGCCUUGCCACACAAAGGGCCACGUAUGUUACUAUGUGGUCGACACUGCGACUAAUGAACGGGCCGUUUUUACCGGAGAUACUUUGUUUAUAGCUGGUAUUGGAAACUUCUUUGAAGGAGAUGCUCGCGAUAUGUACCGGAUCCUUUUCCAUGUCAUCACAACCUUGCCUGACGAUACAUGGGUGUACUGUGGUCAUGAAUACACAAAGGAGAAUUUAAAGUUCGCCUUGACACUUGAACCCCACAACGAAUCCCUGUUGGCAAAAUGGGCUUGGUGUCAGGAUAAGCAAAUAACUGUUCCUUCUACAAUUGGACAAGAGAAGCUGUACAACCCUUUCUUAAGGGUCAAUGAACAGACUCUCCAGCUUGUGGCAGGAAAGACUGACCCUGUAGAAGUGCUCCAUACACUCAAAGAGAUGAAGAACGCGUUUCGGUAA